GGCUCAUUAGCUCCAAUCAGGUACGCGAAGUGCGGCUCACUAUCUGGCCGCCGGCCUCCGCUCGGUCUUUCCGUACAGCAUGGCAGCCCCCAGAGCGGCGGCCUCCGACAGGGCCUUCCGUACAACAGGGCCACCUCCGGAACGCGAGCCGCGCCCCUUCCCUCCCAGCUACCGGAAGUUGCCCUUUGAAACCGAGGCGGCGGGCUCAGCCGGCGGCGCGGCGGUUGCUGCUGAGCGUCUUUUGAACCAGAGCAACAAGGACUGCGGGCGGGAGCGGCGGGCGCCUGGGGCCCAGCCGUGCAGCCUGCUUACGAUGACCAGCGUGGUUAAGACGGUGUACAGCCUGCAGCCCCCCUUGCUGAGCGGCGGCUUGCCCGCAGACACACAAGCUCGAGCCACUUCUAAGAGUCUUUUACCUGUUAAGUCCAAAGACGUGGAUGUUUCCAGACACGUUCAUUCAGGAGGCUCAGAGAACGAAAUCACGAAAAUCACCAAACCGAGGCGAGAGAAUGGGCAGCUGAGAGCUGCGGACACUGCCAUCAGGAGGAAUGUCAAGAAGAGUUAUAAACCACUGGGUAAGCAGAAAUCAGAGGAAGAGCUCAAAGACAAGAACCAGCUCUUAGAGGCCGUCAACAAGCAGUUGCACCAGAAGUUGACAGAAACUCAGGGAGAGCUGAAGGACCUGACCCAGAAGGUAGAGCUUCUAGAGAAGUUUCAGGACAACUGUUUGGCAAUUUUGGAGAGCAAGGGCCUUAACCCAGGUUUAAAGUUGCAAACAGACCAGAAAUAUUUUGCUCCUUUCAUGGGAGAUAACAGCAUGCUGGUGACUCCUUGGUGGCAAGAGGUAAAGGAGAAUACUUUUGCAAGGGGUCCUGAACCUAGCUAGUCACAGAAUCCAGCAGAUUCUGUGGUUGACAUGGGACUCAAGUUCUGACCCUGUCCCUGGACAGCAGAGUUUAGCAAAGAAGAGACUGGAAAAAGGAGUUGCCCGAAGAGUGCAAGAGGAGCCACAGAAUGGCCAGAAAAGGGCUGAGGCCUCGUGGAAUUGAAGAAUGCCAAGUCUGGGGCGAAUGUUGAGCCCAACAGUUAAGAUGCCUGCUGUGGCCCAGGCUUUUGACUCCAGCUUCCUGCUAAUGCAGACCCUGGGAAACAACAGUGAUGGCUCACGUAGUUGGGUUCCUGUCGCCUCAUGGGAGACAUGGAAUGAUUAGACCAAUGAUGGGAGCUCUGUCUGUCUCACUCUCUCUGCUUCUCAAAUAAAUGUAUUUUUUUAAUUUAUAAUAAAAAAUGCUGACUGUGAUUAACCUGUGGGUUACAGGUUUAGGAUAUUCUUUGCAGUAACUGUAAACAUUUUGAUGAUUUAAGUUAACUGUGUGCACACACUGUUAACGAAAAACAACAAUUUUUUAAGGCUUGAAAGGCUUUUAAAAACAGUUUUGUAGGGUAAGGGUUUAGCCCAGCAGUUAAGACACCUGUAUCCCACAUCGGAAUGCCCAGGUUUGCUUAAGUAAUUGGGUUCUUGCCAGUCACAUGGGAGACCUGGAUUGCUCCGGCCCAGCCCAUCUCUAGCCAUCGCAGGCAUUUCUGGAGCUCUGUCUGUGUGUUUCUCUGUCUCAUUGCAAAUAAAUAGAUCAUAAUAUUUUUUAAAGGUAGUUUUUAUACUGUAAACAAAAAACUACAU
This is a messenger RNA of Oryctolagus cuniculus (rabbit), 1681 nucleotides long. NCBI's taxonomy places the organism in Eukaryota, Metazoa, Chordata, Mammalia, Lagomorpha, Leporidae. The record is from RefSeq and is a predicted model, not a curated record.